GACCGCCCCACCCAACCCCACAGCGAGGCUGACACAUCCAACAUGGCGGAAUCUAUUCAUGUUGCGACGUGAAGCCGCACUUUCGGAAGUUUUCCGUUAUGUUCAGACGUAUUUAGGCGAUUUGGCGGGCAGAUAAAAGAUCCUAAGCAUGUCCGGAGGAUUCAAGUCUUACGUCAACAUGAACGAAGUGGAGAAAGCGGAGCCAGAAGUCCAGAAAAAGGACGUGAAGAAAAUUGCCAGCGAAGUCUUUGGUGGUCCUCUGGAACCAAAGCUCCUUCCAGGGGAACUGGUGAUAGCUGAAGGCCACAACGUUCUGAAGUUUGACUCGACCGAUGACUUCAACCAUGGCAUUUCUGGGGCCCUCUUCUGUACAAACUUCAAGAUUAGUUUUGUGACAGCUAACAGGUCUUCCUACGACUUGUGUGGAAUGGCAAGAAGAAGCGACUGCCAGCUGGUAGCAACAUACAAGGCAGGGUCGGGAUAUUAGAGAUUCACUGUAAGGACUUCAGGAUACUUCCCUUCAGUUUCAAGUUUACUCCCAAGGAGGCUGAGAGAAAUGUAGUGAAUGCCAUCCUGCACCACGCCUUCCCCACCUCCCUGGACCUGCUGUUUGCUUUUGAGUACAACCCUGGGAAGAACCUCAGGAUAGGUAUUGCAGACACCCCUGAGUUCCGAGCAGUGAAGGACUGGGAGAGGGAGCUGUCCAGAGUCAACCUCUCUGGCUGGAGGGUCAGCUUUGCCAACACCAACUUCAAGAUGUCAGACACGUUACCAGAACAGUUCAUCGUGCCUUCUUCCCUGUCUGACCACGACCUCAGCAACUCCAGCCCGCACUUUGUGGAUGGCAGAGUUCCUGUAAGUUCUGUCAGUCCUUGUGGAGUUGGAGCCAUCAGAAUGGGAGUGCCCUGGUUCAGGAUGGUGGAACUGAGAUCAGACACAACACAAACACAGUAUCUGGAAAGGCACUGCCUACCAUCCACUCAGGUGGUGCCACUGAUGCCUGUUGUGACUAUUUCUCAACUUGCUUGUAGGGGAGUUUUAGACAGCAUGUUGCGGGCGAUAGAGAGUACCCACCCCGAGAGGACCAAGGCUUCCAUCAUCGACCUGGGCAGAUUAUGUCCCUCGCCUAAGUACAUUCAGCAGGCUUACUACAAACUACGGGACCUGUGUAUGCCAGCUGGAGCUGAAGACUUCUGGGCUGCUGACCAGAAGUGGUAUAGUCUACUGGAUGGGACCAAAUGGUUACAAUGUGUCAGUGCCUGUCUGUCGGUGUCGUCUGCUGUGGCUGAGAGGAUAGCAGGCAGUAGACAGACCGUGGUGCUUAGAGAGUACGAUGGGCGUGACCUGUCGUGUGUGGUGGCCAGCCUUGUGCAGGUGAUUCUGGACUGUCACACUCGCACGUUGGUGGGGUUCCAGGCCCUGGUGCAGAGGGAGUGGGUGGUGAGCGGACAUCGCUUCACUGACAGGCUGCACCACGUACACACCAUGGACAGGGAGAGCAAGGAGUCGCCAGUGUUCCUGUUGUUCCUGGACUGUGUAUGGCAGCUGCUGCAGCAGUUCCCAUCAUGCUUUGAGUUCACGGAGACGUACCUGACCACCCUGUGGGACAGCGCCCGGGUGCCGCUGUUUGCAACCUUCCUCUUCAACAGUGAAAGGGACAGAUAUGUGGCCUGCAUGGAUGCCAAGCGAGACAAGAAUGACAACACGUCACCAACGCUGAUGCCUGUGUGGGACUGGUCCCUCCAGUUCUCUGACCAGGACCGCCUGCUCUUCAACAACCCCCUGUACGGCGGCAAGCUGGCGGAGUACUUUCCCGAACACCCCUCCAACGGCCCCACAGUGGUACCUCCCAACCCCACCAACACGCUGGGAAGCUUCAAGUCCAGGAACAAGUGGAAGAGCAAGAAGAAGAAGCAAGCCAGCGCGUCUGCGCAGGUGUCAUUCGUAGCGCCUUCCACGCCAAGUUUCAACGGACCGCUGUUUCCGAUUAACAUCGGAGCAGGACUGAAGUUAUGGACCCAGUGUUACAUGAGGUGGAUACCGUGGGCCCACACCGUCGGCGGUGGCCCUCCCUCAGAGUACUUCCACCAGUGUCUGCUCGUGGACGAACUGCACAUCCUAAACAUGAAGAUCCACAGUCUGGAGAUGUCCAAACCUGACCAACACAACACCAGUCAGGAGAGUGGAAUGUUCUUCACGUUCGAGAGCCCCCGAGGGUUUGAUGCAAAUGACUCUCUGACGUCAGCGUUUCCCUACUCCCCUAUAGGAAGCAUGGACAGGAAGUCCAUAGUGGGGACCCCUCUCUUCUCCUUCCUGCGUAGGAUGUCUGUCUCAAGUUACAACGGAGCAGCAGCGAACGGGGACGACUGAGGAAGUGUUUCCUGUGCCCAUUACUUUAUUAUUACU
This is a messenger RNA of Branchiostoma floridae (Florida lancelet), 2406 nucleotides long. RefSeq names its product myotubularin-related protein 10-B-like. NCBI's taxonomy places the organism in Eukaryota, Metazoa, Chordata, Leptocardii, Amphioxiformes, Branchiostomatidae. The record is from RefSeq and is a predicted model, not a curated record.